Molecule: messenger RNA, 3464 nt
Organism: Hyalella azteca
Lineage: Eukaryota; Metazoa; Arthropoda; Malacostraca; Amphipoda; Hyalellidae
Gene: alpha-Man-Ia
Product: mannosyl-oligosaccharide 1,2-alpha-mannosidase IA-like
Exons: 10
Coding region: 91-2034 (647 amino acids)
Biological process (GO): carbohydrate metabolic process; N-glycan processing
Cellular component (GO): Golgi membrane; endoplasmic reticulum
Molecular function (GO): calcium ion binding; mannosyl-oligosaccharide 1,2-alpha-mannosidase activity
Source: RefSeq, a predicted model, not a curated record
CGUAGUAACUUCAUGUCUGACAGUGGCUUUGAGAGUGCGGUGAUGGAAGUGUUGCUGCUUCACUUACUAGUACGUUAAUUUUUGACAGCCAUGGCUUUCGGUGGGAUUCUUCCCCCGACAACGAAACACAGAAAUGCUUCUUGGUCACUUAGAAGAGCUAUUAGAUCAAAAGAAAAAACUCUUCUCUGUGUAGCUGCUUUUGUAAUAUUAUUAGUGUGCAUAGGACCAAUAUUUUUCCUGCCAGAUUUGAGAGGAGGAUUGAACAAUCGCGUUGAUAAUGUAUUCAAAGUUUAUAAACAAAUGCAAAAAGUAGGCCCGGAAUUGAUAUUACCUCCCCCGCCGUUGUUAGAAGAUAAUAGUGGUAAUGUAUUACAACCGCCAAGAGUUUUUCAUCGAGGCAUUGAUGACCUACAUCAAGAUGAUCGUGAAAGACUUCGCGAGAAAAUGGAGCAAGAUAACGAAUUCAGAAACAUAAUCGAAAAGCCACAUGUUGUUAAAGGGCCUUCUUCAACGCUUAGUAAUAAAGUGGUGAAUGUAGGUCAGAUUGAUGAGAGCAUCAGACUAGUGCAAAAUGCUGCCUCAGGAGCUACACCCGUUGUGCAGGGAGGUGAAGACAACGAUCCUGUUGCACGUGAAAGGAGGGAAAAAGUUAAAGAGAUGACCUUACAUGCAUGGAGGGGCUACAAGAACUACGCGUGGGGCAAGAACGAGCUACGUCCCAUCAGCAAACGCGGCCACUCGUCCGGCAUCUUCGGGCGCCAGGACAUGGGCGCCACAAUCAUCGAUGCCCUCGACACGCUCUUCAUCAUGGGUCUCACUCAGGAGUACCAAGAGGCUCGGGCCUGGGUCAGCGAACAGUUCGACUUCAACAAAAUCUCGACUGAGAUGUCUGUGUUCGAGACGAACAUCAGGUUCGUAGGAGGUUUGUUGUCAAGCUACGCUCUCACCGGCGACCCUAUGUUCCGGGACCGCGCUCUGCACGUCGCUCGCAAGCUCCUGCCCGCCUUCAGUACACCUACCGGCAUUCCGUACGCGCUCAUCAACGUCGCUACUGGGGUCGCUAAGAACUAUGCGUGGGCGAGCGGCGGCUCAAGUAUCUUGUCGGAAUUUGGCACCUUGCACCUGGAGUUCAGUUACCUCAGUGACAUCACGGGGGAUCCUGUCUUCAAGGAGAAGGUCCUGCACGUCCGAGAUUUCCUUCAAAAGAUUGAAAAACCUGGCGGACUAUAUCCUAAUUACCUCAACCCAAAGACUGGGAAAUGGGGGCAAAGCCAUUCGUCCAUGGGUGCGCUGGGAGACUCGUUCUUUGAGUACCUCCUGAAGGAGUGGGUGCAGUCGGGCUUCACUGACGGCACAGCCAGGGACAUGUAUCUCGACGCCAUGCACGGCGUCACCUCAAAGAUGCUCCAGAAGAGCAAAGGCGGUUUGACGUACCUAGCGGAGAGCAAGUUUGACCGGCUGGAGCACAAGAUGGACCACUUGGCGUGCUUCACGGCAGGCAUGUUCGCUCUGGGCAGCCAGACCAUCCCCGCUGCUGGGGCUGAGCACAUGAACAUCGCUAAGGAGCUCGGCCACACAUGUCACGAGAGCUACGCCAGGACAUACACUGGACUAGGACCUGAAAGCUUCAGAUUUUCUGACGGAAUGGAGGCGAAGGCACUGAAAUCAUCAGAGAAGUACUACAUCUUGCGACCAGAGGUUCUCGAGGGCUGGUUCUACCUCUGGCGGUACACUAAGGACCAGAAGUAUCGAGACUGGGCCUGGGACAUGGUGCAGUCUCUGGAGAAGCACUGCCGAGUGGAGGGCGGCUACUCGGGCAUUCAGAACGUUUACCUCGAGAACAGCCACAAGGAUGACGUGCAACAAAGCUUCCUCUUCGCUGAGACUCUCAAGUACCUGUACCUGAUCUUCUCGGACGACUCCUUGAUAAGCCUCGACGAGUGGGUAUUCAACACCGAGGCUCACCCCAUCCCCAUCCUGAACAAAAACUCCUUCUACAGAGCGGCAUCUGCUCCAGAACUCCCUGCAAACUGACGACAGCCUUGUGUUGAGAACACGACAGACCCAUCCACCUCGACCGUCAUGUCUCUGACGACCGUUCGUUCUGGAAAACGCUGAUUUGACUUUGAAAAAAUCUUCGAUGUCACAGUCAUAGGUUAAGUAGACAUGAAUUUAUAAACACCAGCUUUAUUAUGCGUUCGAUUGCGCUCGCCGAUGUUGAAAAUAAGUAUAUGAUGGCAUUUUUACUUGCUGGAGAUGAGGGAUAUUUUAGUCCUUUAUCAUUGCUCGGAUGGUUGGGGUAGCGCUCCAAUUGCUCGGAUGAAGUUUUCAUGCGUCGCUAAACGUUAAUUAAAUAAUACUGGACGGUGUGUCUGGCUCACUAUUUAUUCAAGACAUUUCACUCCGAUGGGUAUGCUCUACAUUUUAGUUCAUCCUAGACACUUAAUGAUGAAUGGACGAAUUCUUUAUUUGAUUACAUUUCCGAACAUGCGUCCUAGUGCCGAGCUCCCAAAUGCUCGUUCGUAAAUUGCGAUGUUUCAUGACUGUUAAAUUGAUUUCAUUUCUCAAUGAUGGAAGUCCGUAUCAUAAUGUGCUGCUUGAAUUAUACUUUUCGUAUGCUCAUUAUCAAUUGACAAUUGAAUAGAACCCGCAUCGUGAACAUUCAAUGCAGGAACGAACAUCACGCUUGAGUUACAUUGAUCAUGACAAAGUGAGCAUUUUACUCACUGGUUAUUGUAGACAUUUGUCCGCAUUUUAGCGGACCACUUGCAAUUCUAAGAAAUUCAUGGAGUUGACAUGCAGCCUUAUAUAUGUGUUGAAAUGUGUUUGUUACUGUCCAGUUAUGCCGCACUAUGCUUGAUUGCCGCCUCUGCGGCUGUGAUCAGCAGAUGGGAUGCAACAAUUGAACUCUGAAUUGGAAAAUUGCUCAGCAAGUCAAUUUUUUCCCGGAGUAGCUCCACAGGAGCACGUGGCUUAAGUAUGGUUUAUUCAGUGUUCAGUUCCAAUUCAUUUUCAUAUUGAAUCAUUAUUUUGUCUUUUGAGUGUGUGGUUAAUAUCUCGUUAUAUUGAACAACUUGGUGCUUUUCAAUCAGUCUUCUGACAAAAUUAGUUUUGCUUUGCUCGCUCUAAUCGUGACUUUCGGCAUGCGCAUUGAAGGAUGUACUCCGCUUUUAUCGAGCAUCGCUGUAAUGGAAUUUUUUAAUAUGGCUUAGCUUCAUUUCCGACCCCAAGACUGUGGAAACCUUAUACAGAACAGCUACUGAAUUUAUUGCCGUCAUUUUUUUUUCUAACCGGAGCUAUGAAAUGUUAUAGAAUAGUUCAUUUGGUCAGUCAGUGAAAGAAGUAACUUGUAAUUUAUUAAAGAAUUAAUAUAAUAUUUAUUUUUAAUUGUAUUGAAAUAAUAAUCACAUUCCUGCUCAAUGGCAUCCUAAUCGGUCGUAAAAAUAUGGUGACCGCACAACGUG